This is a messenger RNA of Penicillium coprophilum, 615 nucleotides long. RefSeq names its product SGNH/GDSL hydrolase family protein. The coding region runs from base 1 to 615 and encodes 204 amino acids. Gene Ontology annotation, molecular function: phosphatidylcholine lysophospholipase A1 activity. NCBI's taxonomy places the organism in Eukaryota, Fungi, Ascomycota, Eurotiomycetes, Eurotiales, Aspergillaceae. The record is from RefSeq and is a predicted model, not a curated record. The transcript has a single exon.
AUGCCAUUAGGCGGCUCCGUCACCUAUGGCUCCGAGUCCACCGACGGCAAUGGCUAUAGAAAAGCGCUUCGAGAGCUACUUGUGUCAGGCGGCUACAAUGUGAACAUGGUCGGGUCUCGCAAUUCUGGUUCGAUGGAGAACAACGAACAUGAAGGCUGGCGGGGAUUCCGAAUCGAUCAAGUUGCCAACAAAGCCAAGAGAUCAGUUCCUAGAUUCCUACCAAACCUCUUCACCGUCAACGUUGGCUCAAAUGAUUGCAUUCAGGACUUCGAAAUCGAGACUGCUAGCAAGCGAAUGAGUGACAUGCUUGAAUAUCUCUGGACGGCAUCUUCUCACUCAACAAUUCUCUUUUCUACUCUCAUUCCAAACUUAGAUGGAAAGGUUGAUACACGAGUCCGUUGCCUGAACGAGCGAUUCGGGGAACUAGCAAAAGUGAAAGCAGCGGAAGGAAGAAGAAUCGUCCUCGUGGAUAUGCAUGGCCCUGAUGGACCUCAGAUCGGUGAGCUGACGGAUGGCACGCACCCCGAUGAUGCGGGUUAUAUGAAAAUGGCAAUGAUUUGGCAGAGAGGCAUUCAUGAAGCCAUAGAUAGAGGUUUUAUCCAGGAGCCACAAUGA